GGCCACGUGGGCAUUGAGGGGAACGAACUUGCAGAUAAGCACGCAAAGCGAGCGGCUGAAGGGGACAGCUCGUGCGAUGCCCGCCUCCCAGCCCUCUUCCGAAAACCCCUCCCCGUGAGCCUGGCCGCUUCACGUCGUGCGCAUCUGGAUGUGAUCAAGUCCCGAGCGGCCGAAACAUGGAAGACAUCAACGAGGGGCAAACGCCUGGCCAGGAUCGACCCCGACCUCCCUUCCCCGACCUUCAUCAAA
This is a messenger RNA of Epithele typhae, 249 nucleotides long. RefSeq lists its product as uncharacterized. The annotation marks the transcript as partial. The record is from RefSeq and is a predicted model, not a curated record. Gene Ontology annotation, molecular function: RNA-DNA hybrid ribonuclease activity; nucleic acid binding. The transcript has a single exon. Lineage: Eukaryota; Fungi; Basidiomycota; Agaricomycetes; Polyporales; Epitheliaceae.